Oxyura jamaicensis (ruddy duck) is the source of this 9458-nucleotide messenger RNA. RefSeq names its product PLAG1 zinc finger (gene PLAG1). The coding region runs from base 2863 to 4368 and encodes 501 amino acids. Gene Ontology annotation, cellular component: nucleus; cytoplasm. Gene Ontology annotation, biological process: cell fate commitment; regulation of transcription by RNA polymerase II. The transcript has 5 exons. Gene Ontology annotation, molecular function: RNA polymerase II cis-regulatory region sequence-specific DNA binding; histone deacetylase binding; DNA-binding transcription factor activity. Lineage: Eukaryota; Metazoa; Chordata; Aves; Anseriformes; Anatidae. The record is from RefSeq and is a predicted model, not a curated record.
GGGCGCGGCGUGUGCGGCAGGCUGGGCUGCACCGCAGCGCAUACACUACAAUGGCUGCUGGAAGGACGGGAAAGCAAACAAUUUCCAGGCCCGCCGCGUCCAGCCCGAAAUAUGGGGAAAAAAUUUCAGAAAAAUCGGAGAACACUGUAAAGGGUGGAAACGGGGCGCAGAGGGGAUGCUGAGGCUCCCGCGCAGAGGCCCGAGGCAACCAGGUAAAAGCCCAGCAAAUAAAGGUCAGUAGCCUCACCUAUGCCACACUGUCCGGCCCGGCCUGGGCCUGCUGGAAGCACUGUGACUCAUCAGAUGCGAACAAUACUCCAGAAACAGCUACAGGAUCCUGCAGAGGCUGGAGGAGGAAACCGAUCCAGUAAGUAUUGCAUGCCCAAUUGCACAAUAAUUUCGCAGCAGGGUUUAAACUGCUUUUUCUGGGUUGGAGCGUCCUGGCGCAGGUAGCGGCCUUCCCCUUGCCGUUCAGCUUGGCGGUUCUCCAGCUCGGAUCAGGCAUGUGUGUUUAUAAGCUGCGGGCUCCUCAUCCACACGUAUGUGCUCUCACCGGCCACCUCCGAACUUCUGUGCUGCAGCUCUGAUCCCUGCGUGUCUUCUUUGCUCUUACCACCUCAGCCAGAGAAUAACAGAUCCACGCCAUCCCCCAAAUUCUUGCACGUCAAACCCAGUAAAUUCAGCUCAUUCCCUCAGCUAACCUUGCCUAGUUGUGAGUCCUGGUUUGCUGAAGGACUCGUUGGAAGCUUUGCUGUCUCAGCUUCCUUGUACCUCCAAUCUCCUCCUUCCCCCGUUACCUACGCUCUCAACCUUCUGCGUAAGAGCCCCAUCCCAGGAGGAGUGGCAUGAAGGUCUCUCUUGCCCAGGUCUCCGUCCUGUAGCUACCUUGCCCUGGUUGUAGCCUGGAGGGGUGUAGAAGGACCAGAGGGGUGACCCUGCAGUCAGUGCUGACAUAGCCAGGAGCACGCUGCCCUCUCCCUGCUUUCCCUGGGGAGCCUGGCUGUGUGGGUAAGGCACAAAGUUAGACGUGGCGAGGAGCAAAGCCAUGCCAGCUGAGUCACGGCACAGCUUGCCUCGGUGUCCCCCAGCAUCCUGACCCCUCGUGUGGGUGGAAUGAGAGAGGAGUGGGGGGCUGGAGGGGAGCGUGUGUUUGGGGGGGCACAGACGCAGAGGAUGGAUGGUGUUACAUGGGACUCGUGUUGCCUCCUCCUGUCUGCGCCCCUCGCCCCUGCCUAUGCGAGCUGCCCUUCAGUGUUAAGGGUGGGUUUGACCUCCUCCUAUUCAGUGUCAUCCGUGACAAUCUGUGCUGGUGACAUGGGGAUUAUUAGUUUUCUCUCUUCGGUACGAGACCUCACAAAUACAAAAGCUCUUGAUCACGCUUUUUGAUGCUUGUGCAUUUUUCAUAUCAUGUGGUUUUCUUUCUCUUGCUCCUUCCCCCCAGUCUGUUGAAAUGGCAUCCUCCUCCUCAGGCCGAUGGUAAAGCUUUAACAAUUCUUUUCUUUGCUAUGCCAAGUCCCAAACACGAGUUGCACUUCUCUGCCUCCUUCCUCAGCUGAUUUGAUCUCCUCUCAUUUCCUCCUCACUAAUCACAGCCUUCCCCAGCUUUGGUUAUGCUGCCCCCCUGCUCCAGACCUUAGUCAUGCUCAGAGUGUUUAUAAAUCUUAAUGCAGCCUCAAAUCUAAAGCUACGCUGUCGCUGAGUUUCAUUAGCGUGCUGAGGGUGAAGCGCCCGAGGAAUUUCAAACUGGUUUGCUUUUCUAACACUUUAUUUAGCAUAGUGGGCUUGUGUAAACGUAACAACUAGUACGGAUUUUUCUUAAUUUUGCAGUGUGCUUUACAGUAACUUCUAGGAGCCACAAAAAGAGUGUGUGGGAGGGAGGUUUGACACAAAUAUUGCAAGGUAAAGGAGUUCCUUUUCUUUUUCCUUCUAGGAAAUGUUCAUUUAUCUUGUUAGCAGGUAACCUUGUAGUGCAUUAUCCCUCUUUGCCUGUUGUCUUUAUAAAUGAAGCCCUUGCACCUCCCAGGAAUUUGCCAGGGAGUAAUACACGUCAACAUGAGGACAGUUAGUUGCACAUUUGUACAGUUACAAGUAUAAUGCAUACUGUCUUUUUUCCAAAACAAAACAAACAGACAAAAACUUUAUAUUCAAAUGCCUAUCCAGCAGUGCCUGAACGUUUCAAGUUUUGAAACAAUAGCAACCAACUUACCCCAUUCCAUAUGCCCCAGAAAAACCUACAACAGCGUGUGUAGUAUGUGGAAGUAAUUUGGAAAGCAUCCUGCAGUUUUGAAGGGAACACGGUGAAAAGAAAAGCUGGGGGAAAAGAGUUUGGAUGUGGUCGAGAGGGAAGAAACUAGUUAGCAUUAUUGAUGUAGCUUGUAGUAAGUGAGUGGUAACAUCUUUAUUUUUUUUCUGAUUUCUCUUAGCACAUAAAAAGCUGCAGCCCGCAUGAAGAGGGGAAUUAUUAGCUAAAAGAUAGCCAUCAGAUUUCAGAAGAUAAAUGAAAGGUGGAUCUGAACCUUGAAAUUGUCAGCUCAGCAGGAGGUUGCAAAGGCAGAAUGGUGGAAGGAGGGUUUCCUGGAGAACUCCCUGAAGAUUGAAAUGGAUUGUGCAGUUCUGGAAGGGGACAAGAAACAGGCAAUACAAAGACCAGUAAAAAUGGGAAGUACUGGAUUCUGGUUUCCUCCAAGAAGAGUCAGCGGAACUGGUUAAGACCAAAAUCUGAGGACUUUAGUGGGCAAACAUCAGUCCCCUUUUGCUUUCUUUUACGACCACAUGAAACUUGAGAAGCCAUCUAAAGCUAAAUCAUUUAGUGGAGUUGGGCAAUUCCCAAGUGUCCAACAAGAAGGCCUGGUUUAGGCUGCGAUGGCCACUGUCAUUCCUGGUGAUUUGUCAGAAGUAAGAGAUACCCAGAAAGUCCCUUCAGGGAAACGUAAGCGUGGUGAAACCAAACCAAGAAAAAACUUUCCUUGCCAACUGUGUGACAAGGCCUUUAACAGUGUUGAGAAAUUAAAGGUUCACUCAUACUCUCACACAGGAGAGAGGCCCUACAAGUGCACACAACAAGACUGCACCAAGGCCUUUGUUUCUAAGUACAAAUUACUAAGGCAUAUGGCUACUCAUUCUCCUGAGAAAACCCACAAGUGUAAUUAUUGUGAGAAAAUGUUUCACCGAAAAGAUCACCUAAAGAAUCACCUACAUACACACAAUCCCAACAAAGAGGCCUUUAAGUGUGAAGAAUGUGGAAAGAACUACAAUACCAAGCUUGGGUUCAAACGUCACCUGGCUUUGCAUGCAGCAACAAGCGGUGACCUCACCUGUAAGGUAUGUUUGCAGACUUUUGAAAGCACAGGAGUGCUGCUGGAGCACCUAAAAACUCAUGCAGGCAAGUCAUCGGGUGGAGUGAAGGAGAAAAAACACCAGUGUGAACACUGUGAUCGUCGGUUCUACACCCGGAAGGAUGUCCGUAGACACAUGGUAGUGCACACUGGAAGAAAGGACUUCCUCUGUCAGUACUGUGCACAGAGAUUUGGGCGGAAGGAUCACCUAACGCGCCACAUGAAGAAAAGUCACAACCAAGAACUUUUGAAGGUCAAAACAGAGCCAAUGGACCUUCUAGAUCCCUUUACCUGCAACGUUUCUGUGCCUAUUAAGGAUGAGCUGCUUCCAGUGAUGUCUUUACCUUCCAGUGAACUGACAUCAAAGCCAUUUACAAACACUUUGCAAUUAAAUCUCUACAACACUCAGAUUCAGUCCAUGCAGAGUUCUGCAUCUGCACACCAAAUGGUUGCCACAUCAUUACCAUUGGGAAUGCCUUGUCCAAUAGAUAUGGAGUCUGUCCACCCUUCUCACCAGCUAUCGUUGAAAUAUCCGCUCAGUUCUACCUCAUACGCAGUUUCUAUGCCUGAAAAGGAACAGCCAUUGAAAGGGGAAAUCGAAAGUUACUUAAUGGAGUUGCAAAGUGGUAUGCCUUCUUCAUCCCAGGAUUCUCAAGCAUCUUCAUCAAAACUAGGGCUGGAUCCACAAGUAGGGCCACUAGAUGAUGGGUCUGGGGAGGUUUCCCUUUCCAAGGGCUCUGUUCCUAUUAGUGAACCUCUAAACACCCCGUCAUUGGACUUUUCUCAGCUGUUCAACUUCAUACCUGUAAAUGGCCCUCCCUAUAAUCCUUCUGUUUCAGUGGGAAACCUCGGAAUGAGUUAUACGCAGGAGGAGGCACAUUCUUCUAUGACUCAACUUCCACCACAAACACAGGAUCCACAAGAUCCUAGCAAUAGUAUAGGCCUUGGGUCUCUGCACUCAUUGUCAGCAGCUUUCACGAGCAGUCUAAGCACAACCACCACCCUACCACGAUUUCAUCAAGCUUUCCAAUAGGAUGUACAAAGCUGGCUUGUUACUGUCUAUUUGUAGAAAUGCCUUAGGUGACCAUUUUUAACUUAGUGCCUACUAUAAGACAUUAUAAAUUCUCUGCUUUUGUACAGUACCAAUCUCAUGAAGCCAGUAAGAAAUUUUUUAAUGUUUUGAAAGUGUUUAUUCUCAGCUGUGUUUACUUUUUUUUUUUUUUUUAAGUCUCAUUGUAUUGUUUUCAUUUUCACUGCCAAUUGACACAUUUAAAAUGUUCACUAGAAAGUCAUCCCAAGCAACCUUUCAACAUGCAUCCCUUUUUAAAAACUUUUUCAACCAUACCAGCCACUCUGUUUUAUUGAUGUCAGUGGUGGAACUACCAUUUUUACCUUUUAUAUAUUACAGCAUUUGCAAAGAAUCUAGUUCAAACAUGUAUUGCAAAGAUUUCUAAAGAUUUGGGAAAAAAAAAUCCUCAGUCCCUUUCCAAAAAAAAAAAAAAAAAAACUGUUCCCAAAUGGUGACAUCUGAUCUGUUCUAUAAUGACAAUUCUAAAUUUUUAAAUAAAUAUAGAAUUCAGAUUUUUUAUGAAAACUUGUAUGUGUAUAUAUAGAAGUUCAUAUAUACACAUGUACAUAUAUAUAACGUUUUGACUUGUAUUGAAGUCAUUAUAAAAGGUGUUACAAAUUUUGCCAUUUUCUGGCUUAAAUUGUGGUGGCCUGUUAUGAAUAUUGGAAGAAAAAAUAUAGUUUAAUUUUGUAAAAUCAUGGCUGAACAGAAUUUCAACAGAGAAUCUCUGCUUGCCUAAAUGACGAAAGUUUCAAGUUGAAUUUGGAACUGUGUUGUGCUUUCAUGACUCUGGUAGAGGAAAACAGGCAAAAUUAAUGGCUGAUCUUGAAAUAUAAAAGUGUUGUAAUUUAGUAAUGCAGAAUAUUUUGUUGCAGUUUUUGUUUUAAUUCUUAACUUGCUGUUUUUUCUCUUUAGUAGCAUAGAAAGAGUACUGCAUAGGAAUCUUCCAAUAGCGUAUUCACAUUUGUAGGCAUCGGUCUUCUCCCAGCCGCCACCGCCAAAGGGUGGAUUGAGUCCAGCCAGAAAGUGUGUAUCUAUUUUCUGUUCAAUAUUAGUGUGCAGUCAGAGAGUGAAUGUAAAUUUGCAAAUACCAGUUUUUAAUUUUUUUUUUUAUUGGAAUGAACUUUUCAGUUGUGUUACAUGGUGUGUUAUGUCCUCCUAAGCAACAAGUUAGAUGUUAAUCAUACUUUCUACACCUGGGUACUUGGUUAGGGACUUUUUGCCCACUGCCAAGAUUUAAAGACAGGACUCUUAGGAGUGAAGUAAAAGCAUAUUGCUUACACCACUUUUACCUAAUGCAAUAUAUUCUAUUCCCCAACCCCUAAUAACCAAAAGAGGAAAAAAAAAAAAAAAAGAAAAAAAAAAAAACCUGUGAUGCAUGAAAGCAAACUAGAUUUGCUGUAAUUCAACAAUAACUCGCUUUUCCUUGUCAUUUUUGUACAAGGAAUUAAAAAAUAGAAAUAAAAUACAUUAGUAUCUCUCAAACAAUAAUGAGGAUUCAUACAAGGUUUUAAGUGGUUAAACUAAAUAUACUUCACAGAAACAAAAGUUGCUCCCAUUUAAGGAGCUCAUGCUCCGGAUGUUUUAUCAGUAGCUCCUACUUUUUUUUUUAAUUCUAGGAGCAAUAUGCAGGUGUAGUUUUACUAUUUUAUACAUAUGUGUAUUUAAAUUUUAUUACUGAAAGAUAACAUUUUUAUAAAUGUGUUUGUGUUCCAAAGGCAUUAAAAUAAGGAUGUAUUAAUAAGGAAAAUACCUUUUGAAAUUCUACAAACUACUCCUAGAUUUUGGGUUUAGGAGCAUGUUAUCUCAAAGUGGGCUUUUAGCUCUGCUUCAUGACUGCUUCCUCUGGUUUCUAUGAAACAGAUCGCUUGCUUACUUACAUCUUUAGUUGAAUGAUUUGUUCAAUAUUGCUUUUUUUUUUUUUUCGUCACCUUUAUAAAGGAAAGAAAAACACAGGUGAACAGAGCACAAGGUGAAUGCAACAGAAUGUAAUUCUGGUUUAAAAUAGCAACCACAAUGCAUAUAGGGAGACGUUGGCUUUACUCUCGGUCUUUUAAACCAAUUAGGAGUGAAGAUCAAUGGACUUCAUUCCUCUGGUGGUUCUGCCCUGCGUGGAGCUUCCCCUUGGCAGAGGGAACCUGCGAGCGCUCAGCAUCUCACAGGCAGCUCUGGCAGCGGCUGCAGAAUUGAUGGGCAGCGCUCUUCCUCCUGGGCAGGGAAUGUGCAGGCACCAGGAGCUUCAAAGCUGGAGUUUUGGGUAUGGCAUGGAGGAAUUUGCUCGUUCAGGAGUCGCCAGUAAAUUUAAUCUCACCUGCCGCUGCCAGAAGCUCUGCCAGACUAGUUGCGGAAGGGAUUUGAUGUGGCACAUCUAACAUGCAACAAGAGGCAGUGCCACCUGCUUAUCAGUCUCAGUUUCUGAUUAUAGACUUGAUUAAAAAAAAAAAAAAAAAAAAAAAAAAACACAUCACAACAAACACUCAGCCAACACCCAGUUCUUAGUACUUAGCCGGAGUCCUUACCACUUGGUUAGUGCCUUAAUUUCCUGAGCAGGGGUUGACAUUUCACUUCAGAGGUAGACGUACAUUUCACUCGAGAAGUAGGGACCUCAGACAAGAUAUUGAACCUCAUUCAGUCAGGGCUUCAGUCGGCCAAGUUAGCGUGCCGCUGAACGAGGAUGUAUGAUUACGUGGAAGCAGGUUUGACAGUGUAAGCAAUAUUAACACCUUAGUGCUUUCGAGUAAUGUUUAGGCAGAGUCGUUAUUGGCCACUACUAAAAUGUCAGUUUUUAAACCCUGUUUUCUAGGUUUCAAAUUGAUGCUUCGAGGGAGGGGGGAGGGCUGGCUGAUCAUGCACCACUCUUUGUGCAACUUCUAAACUUCUAGUAAGGUCUUUUUUUUUUUUUUCUUUAAUAUAUAUAUUUUUGUGUACUUGUUGCUUGUGCUUUAUUUAGUAGUAAAUUGUGGAAUAGAGUGAUUUAUUGUUAAUUUGGCAGUAGCGGUUUUUAAAAACCAUAUACUGACUGAAACAUGAGCCAGAGCUGAUUGCUUUAUUAAGCUAAUAAUGAAUGUUAAGAGUACAUAUUUUCAGGAUCAUUUGCCUAGUGAGCUAAACAUGUAUUAUAGGCCAAUAUUUUUUAAAAUAAAGCUUGGUCAACCUCUAUGUUACACAUAUUACAAGAUAUAGCACUUUCAAAAGAAAAACCUAAACCUUUUAAGAAAGUUUCUUACAGGUUAUGCUUUUUAUUAUAAAACCUUUUAUUAUAAUUUGUUUCAAGUGCCAUUAGAUUACAUAUAUGUAGGCCUUUGGUAUAAUGCUUUGUGUACAAAAUGGUAGACAUUGUAAUUUUAAACAGGUACAUUUUUACAGUGUUUUCUUAUCAAUUUGCUAUAUUGCACAGAACCAGUGUGUCUUUCUUAAGGGUUUUACAAUGGUUUUUACUAGGUUUACAUGUUUCAAACUACACUGUCUUCUACUGCCAUUUUGAAUACCAGUCAAAAAAAAAAAAAUUAGGAGUUUGUCCUCACCAAUUGUAAACUGUGUCCUCUGGAGUCCUGGAUGGUAAACUAUUGCAGAAAUACUUAACACACAGUAUUUGAUGCAGAUUUUUUUUAUCCUAUGCUAUCAACGCUAUGCUGCUGUCUGAAGUUAACUUAGGGCCUGAUCCUGCGUCCGUAACGUCAAGGGGAGCAGGAUUGCAUCCUUCGUUAUGUCUGUCUCAUACACUGGUUUAGCAGCUUACCCUGUAUUCUUCUCGGUCUCUAGAUACGCCUCUGAAAUAAAUGUACUUACCUGCUAUGUAGUAAACAGUAUAGACUUAGCUGCCCAUCCUGCAUCUUCCCAGUGUACAAUUCAAACCCUAGCCUACUUAGCAUGACACUCAACAUGCAGAUAACGCCACAGUAGCUCAAAAUGUGUUUGGAUAGUCCCAAAGCUUUUUAUGUAAUGAGGGUGUCUUACUUUGUUGGAAGGCAGUGUCUUUUGAUAACAGUUAUCUAGCCCUGGAAGCGACACAGAACUAUUGCUAAUCAUAUGUAAACACUUUUCAGUAUAAGCUUCAGUGGUACAGUUGAACCAGAGUGAAUGUUUAUCUCCUCAGAAACACUCCUGCAAUAUUGUUAUAUUGGAUCAUGCUGCUAAUGUAACUUGGGAUACAACUCCUCUCAUGGUGCUACAAACCUCCCUGUCUCAUUCAGAUGUAUUUUUACCCAUAGAAAAAAGGACUAUACUAGACCUAUAGUUGUAUGAUAUAUUUUUAUACUGUGACUUAAUUUGUCAUUAAUGAACUUUGUACAACACCACAAUGUAUUCAUAUGCACUUGCAAAAGUAAAAUUUUGGACAUGCAAAUUUAAACGCUGACAAGCCCAGCUCUUGUUCACAAAAAUAGAUGACAAUUAAAAUUAAAUGUGGGCUUUUUGUAUGGUGUGGAGUGAAGAACACACUGUAUAUUACUAAAAGCCUUUGAAUUUAGACAAAAACUGGGGAAAAAAAAGUAUAUUGGGGAAUGAUGGCACACCCAAACCUGACUCAGAUUGCUGAAAUUAUAUUUUUUAGCUAGUGGAAAAAUUGUUUGGACUUGUAUGCUAAAAUGUUUUAAUGAUAAAAGUUUUGAGUCAAAAAAUAUAGAAAAAAAAGAACACAGAAAACCCUGCAUUCCAGACUGAAUUUGUAUAUGUUUCUUGCAUUUAAAAUUUGCUAUCCUGUGAUAUGGGAAAUCGAGUUGCUUAUCAUGUAUAUGUACUUUAAAAUGUAUUCACAAACUACUGUUGUAUUUGUAUAAAAUAUAGACAAAAAGAUUGCAUAUAUAUUUUUGUGUAUAAGCUCUGUAAAAUAGCAAUCACAUUAUGAAGCUGCAGCAGAACUUCAUUUUAAACAUUCACAUCCAAAGAAACAGACUAUUUAUUGUCCACAUACCCUGAUUAUAAAAUAUACCUUGCUGCUAUUAAACAAUAGUGCUGCAGCUUCUUGUGGCCUACAGUGUUAUGUUUGCUGUACAAAAAUAUGUGAACUCCACAAAAUAUAUCAAUAAAAUUACAGAAUGGUUUUAGUUAAUGAA